Syngnathoides biaculeatus (alligator pipefish) is the source of this 3188-nucleotide messenger RNA. It is a transcript of the gene ccpg1, whose product is annotated as cell cycle progression 1. The record is from RefSeq and is a predicted model, not a curated record. NCBI's taxonomy places the organism in Eukaryota, Metazoa, Chordata, Actinopteri, Syngnathiformes, Syngnathidae. Gene Ontology annotation, cellular component: membrane.
ACGGAAUUCCCUCCACUUUUGAAACUACAUUUCCCAGAAACCACUCGCUUUGUUGUGACGUUUGCUGUUUUUCCGGGACCCAGCAUAAGUGUAAUAGUUAUCAGUUUACCUGCAACCAGCUGCAGCGUUGCUGGACACCAAAACACAGUGUUGCUGACAAGCUGAUAUCAUGUCGAACACGUCCAGCGACGCCGAGUCGUCUUGUGGCUGGAGCAUCAUCAGCAUGGAGGGUUCCGAUUUUGAGACUUUGGCGGCAGACUCCGCGGGACCGCAUGGACCUGAUGAGCAAAAGCGCCCCGCCGUGGCCGAACCGGAACUGCAGGACUCUCCGGACUCAGCUUCUGUUGCCGGCUGUCAUAAUGACAAAAUUGAUGGCUCCCUGGACGACACACUAGGAGACAAAACCGUGGACGAGAACUCACUGUGCGCCUCCGAGGACACAUCGCCUGGAAACCUCUCGGCCACGUGGUCGCCACUUCCUGUGCCGACGGAACCUCGCCGGCGUCAGGGCGGAGCGGAUGACGCGGACGCGGCGGAGCACGUCGCCGUGUUGUCCUCCAGCGAGCACUCGGACAUCGUGACGUUGAAGGAGCUGAAGGAGGACGAGUGCGACGGCACGGAAGAGACGGCGGCCGCCGACGAGGGCCUCUUUCUGGGCACGUCGAGCAGCAGCCGGUACACCUUCACGGCUGCAGAACCUGCAGCUCAGCUGCCGCCCGCAGCCACGAACUCCAGCAGCAGCGAGGAAGAGGCGGCGCUGAGCGUCGUGGUGCGAAGACGCAGGUUGAGGAGGAACACGGCGAACACCGUGACGGAGUCCUGCGAGGAGGAGACGACGAUGGAGUCUGAGGAGGAGGAGCAGCAGGAGGAGGAGGAAGACAAGCAGCUGGCGGAGCAAACUGGAGACAAACCUGCGACGGUGAGAAUGCGACGCCAGGGCAGCGCCACCCUCAACUCUUGCGUUCUGCUCGCCGUCGUCAUCGCCCUCAGCGUGGCCUUUGGACACUUCUACGGUACAGUGCACGUACAAGAGAGGCAGAAAAACAUCAAUAAAGUCAGAGAAAAUGAACUCAACAGUGUGAGGGACGUUCUUCAAAACCACGUCAAAAGCGACAACCUUAUCCUGGAUGAGUUGGAUGAGCAGAAGCUGACGUCAUUGUUCAUAGAAGUUGUCAAAAAGAUGGACGAAGAGAACAAGGAGCUCAGCAUCCAGCAAGGACGCGGACAGAAGAAGCUGAGGAACCUUCACUCUAAGAUUCAAGAUCUGGAGGCUAGAGCAGCCGCAGCCGACGCGCUUCUGUCCGAAACAAAGAGCCUGAAGGACAAGCUUGAGGACGAAAAGAACUUGCUGUCCGAAAACCAGAAGCUGAAGGACGAGCUGGAUCGGGAGAAGGAACUGAGGAAGCAGCUCGACAAGGAGCGGAAUCUCGCAUACGAGGCGGAGGCCCAAGAGUCCCGGGCCCGUCUGAGGAAGCUGGAGGAGAGGCUGGCCUACGAGGAGCAGCGCUCCAACAUGUGGGAGAGGCUCUACCUGGAAACCAAGGAAGACCGGGCCAAGGGAGAUACGGAACCCAAAGUGGCGAAGGCAAAAGGACGCACGUCGGGGGUCGUGAAAGACACGUUCGAUGCGGUCAAGAACUCCACCAAGGAAUUUGUCCACCAUCACAAAGAGCAGAUUAAGAAAGCCAAGGAGGUUGUGAAGGAAAACCUGCGCAAAUUCUCCGAUUCCGUCAAAUCGACUUUCCGCCACUUCAAGGAUUCGGCCAGCACCUUCAUCAACACGAUGAAGAGGGAAGGUAUCAAAUUCUACGAAGAAGAAAACUACAAGGAAAAGAAGGGCCAACCCAGACAAGACGCCAACACGCGCAAAUCGGGGAACAGAGUCCACAAAGAGCGAGGCCAGAGCACCAACCCCAAAGGAUGCCGAGGAGUCUUCGACUGCGCCUACCACGAGUCCAUGACCGUUUUCAACAAAGCCGCCGAGCCCAUACGGGCCGACGAGUUCCACCAGCUGCUGUGGAGCUACCUGCAACGGGAAGUCCACAACUUCCGCCACUGGAAGGAACUGGAGAGCUUCAUCAAAGGCUUCUUCCGCAACGGCCUCUUCAUUCACGACCACAUGCUCUUCACGGACUUCGUGAGCAGGUUGGAGCAGUACCUGGUGAGCAUGCCCGAGUACCACGGCCUUCACGACCACGCCUUCGGGGAUGUGGACGACUUCAUCUACAGACACCUCUUUGGCGAGCCGUACGCAGAGAGCGCCGGACCCAGCGGGCCUCUCGAGCGACCGGACUCUUCCUCCCGAGAGGAGCUGAGGAUGAAACACCAAGGACGUCGGCAGCAGAGACAAAAGGCGUGGCGUCGCAGCAGGCGAAGAAACGGGCACAGGGCCGACGUCAAACUCAGAGCGGCCCCCACGCCGUUCGAACCCAAAUACUGAACACUUCUCGACAAGUUUGACGGCAAUACCUGAUUUCAUUCUUUAGUCCUAUUCUGGGUGGCUCUUGAUGCCUUGUUUGCACAAUGUUUUAAUUUUUUUAAUGCUACUGAAUGUCCUCCAGGGGGGUUUCUGUGGAUUCCGGUGGAACAUUUUCAGAUGCACUUUAAAUGGAUUUGUUUUUGGAUUGAGCUAUUUCCACCCAAAAAUACAAAAGGAUGCUGUUUUUUGGCAAUGCCAGGAAUUGUCUGCUCCGUAAAAGUUAGAACACUCCACCAUCUUGCCUUGGUUGAAAUAACACCUCGACACGGGGUUAGAGAUGAGGCGCACGCGCUGUUCUUUUAGUCCUAAACGUAAUUAAAAUGCAUUUGUGCACUCCAAACAUUGCGCACGUUGGCAAUGUUGGCGUUUUGAGUGAAGUGGUGAGGAACAUGUGCUGAUCUCACUGUUGAGUGCAGCUACCGUGAACCAUCCCUUAAACUUCACCCUCAAGUUUCUAAAAACGUUUGCGUGCCGAUUCGACCUUAGCUCGAACGCAAUAGCCGACUAAUGUUGAUUAACACACAAUUUGUUUGUAAAUGUGUGAUUGGUUGUUAUUUGUAUGCAACAAAAAAAAAAAAAAGAAUUGCGGGGUGUAAAAAAAGCAAAUGGGUUUGAUAUGUAGAACAAGCUUGUGUGACGGAGGUUAAUGUUCUAACGUUCCAUUUUUUUUGUUCUCAUCUGAAUGAGACAGGAAAAAAAAUUGUGUAAA